This is a messenger RNA of Acipenser ruthenus (sterlet), 3546 nucleotides long. Its product is annotated as ankyrin repeat and SOCS box protein 9-like. Gene Ontology annotation, molecular function: protein binding. Gene Ontology annotation, biological process: intracellular signal transduction; protein ubiquitination; positive regulation of protein catabolic process. The record is from RefSeq and is a predicted model, not a curated record. The coding region runs from base 248 to 1120 and encodes 290 amino acids. NCBI's taxonomy places the organism in Eukaryota, Metazoa, Chordata, Actinopteri, Acipenseriformes, Acipenseridae. The transcript has 8 exons.
GCAAAUUUGAAAAACCAGUUACACAGGAUCUUUUUCAAACAACAGAUAUUGGCAGAGCGUUAAAACCACCUUCCUGUGCAUUGAGGGAAAAGGAAAUGACAUCAGCAAGGCAGCAGAGAGUUGCUGCUGAAAAGAGAACUGGGCGGGUGCAGUCUAUGUUGUUGGCCCACGGACUUGGAUUGUGAUCGGAGAAGUGGAUGAAAGCUGCAGUCUCUUCUCUCGAAAGUCCAAAACUUCAAGAUUUGUGAUGGCUGGAGAGAAACAGGAUGACUUGUCAGGUGGUAACUACUUUUCCAAUCCGUUAAUGAGCGAUUUUGCAUCUGAUUGGUCUCCUGUUCAUGAUGCAGCCCUUCAUGGACGCCUGCUUGCACUAAAAACACUCAUUGACCAGGGUUCCAGUGUAAAUCAUCUGACACAAGACAAAGUUUCACCACUCCAUGAGGCCUGUGUAGGUGGCAAUGCAGCCUGUGCAAAACUUUUAAUAGAAAAAGGGGCUAAAGUGAAUUCAGCUACAGUUGACUGGAAUACCCCUCUGUUCAAUGCCUGUGUCAGUGGAAAUGUUGCUUGUGUGAAUCUGCUCCUACAACAUGGAGCCAAACCUCAAGCUGAAUACCAUCUAUCUUCACCUAUCCAUGAAGCAGCAAGCAGAGGUCACACAGAGUGUUUGGAAGCCUUACUACAUCAUGGGGCAGACAUUGACCACAACAUUAAACAUUUGGGCACACCUCUCUAUGUAGCAUGUACUAAACAGAAUGUGGAAUCUGUCAAGAAACUUCUGGAAUUAGGUGCCAAUCUGAACACUGAAGGAGACACUCCGCUUCACGCAGCCACAAGAGCCUCAAGACCUGACUUAGUUCAACUCCUGCUGGAACACGGAGCCGACGUGAAAGCCAGGAAUACAGAGGGCAAAGAACCCCUGGAUCUGGCUACGCCAGGCAGUGAAGCAAGGAGAAUCCUCAUGCAAAGAGAAGGACCUCCCUCCUUGAUGCAGUUGUGUCGUCUGUCUGUUAGGAAAUAUUUGGGGCGAAGCAGAUUCCAAGAAAUACCCAGACUGCAGAUCCCAACCGAGCUAAAAAACUUUCUCUUGUACAGAUACCGUGAGACGGGAGCUAAAUCUUAAAGGUAUUGUGGAACCAGAACAUAAUUUGUAUAUAUUAUCAGUGACCGCAGGCCCAUUGCCAGAUAACCAGACUAUAGAGUUAACAUAGAGAGAGUAAUUAAUUGUUUUGUAAUUAAUUGUAUUGUUACCACGCACUUCUGCUACAGUACAUCUGGCAAAAUAGUAGAGAUAGAAUUAGGAGUGUGGGUGUAAAAGGUGUGAGUGAUUAUGAAAGAGACAAAGGAAAUGUGGUUGGCACACUGGUGUUUUGCCACUUUUUGCUUCCUUCGGGAACUGUGCAUGCUCUGCACAUGCUCUUUUGCUACCUUUGCACAAUGCGCAUGCUCAACACAUCUAUGACAGAAAUAACUACCCAACCCAACCAAUAGAUGAAAAAGAUUUAGAAGGCAAGAUAGUUUAAUUUCUUCGACUGUUUCUUUAUUGAUAAUAUUAUUACUUUUUAGAUUGAAAUAUUGCAGUUGUUUAUGUAUCUAAUAAAAACAUUCCUAAAAAAAUACUCUAAUUACUACACUCAAACUAAGUGGCUCAGAUCACUCAAUUAAGUUAGUAAAAUAUGUUAUACUUUUGUGACAAUAACUUUAUUAUUCACAUUGAUCUUUAAAAAUGGAAAAGAAAAUUGCAGUUUUUUAUAAACUUGUGUGGUUACUGACUAACCCCCCACCCCCAUCGUGGUCAGUGUCAAGUUCUGAGGUAACAAUUUAUUAAUUUUAGGUUGCAAUGCACCUUUUACACAUGUUCAAUUUGAAUAUAAUUCCAAUCUGUAUGGCAGACUUAUUGUAAUGACUUUUGCUGAUCACUGCUGAACUUCAUCAGCACAUCUUUUACAAACUAUGUUUACCUUCUUGUUUAGAUUGAGGUACUACAUUGGCACUUGUGGUUUAUUUGAUAAUCAUAAGUUCCCUGCGGCCUCUGCACACAUACAGCAACGUCCUUUUGAAUUCAUCUGAGUGGGUCUUUCUAUUUUGCGUUUUAUUCGUUCACGUAGCAAUACUAACAUUUACUUCAAGUUAUUUAUUAUUUUUGUCUUCAUAUUUUCAAUUCAUAAAAUAGGUUUAAGCUAGGGCAUUUGUAUAUGUUCAAAUAUAUUAGGCUCAUAGCAAACAAAAUAAAUACAUAAAAUACAACCCACAGCUAAUAACCAAUCACCCUCCAUGUGUAGGUUUUUGUUUUCAGUUGAUUGACAUUCGCAGUAGCCAAUGAAAUCAUAGGAUAUGCAAACUUAGUAACGUGAUUGGCUGUUACGUAAGUCCCAGAAGAAAUGCUGUCUGAUGGUUGACACACAAUUUCAUUGACAGAGGUUUUCCAUGACUCAAAAUUUGAGUGACUGAUGUUUUCCGUGACUCGAAAUUUGAGUGACUUUGGACACAAAAUGCAAAUGAUACCUGAUACAAAUAAUGGCUGACAUAAAAAAACACAUGAGGGAUGACAGAAAAAAUGAUUGAGAAAUGACGACUGAUUGCCAAACUACAUGAUCCAUGACAAAAGAAAUUCCUGAUAACUGAAGCUGAAACGUGAGAAAUGACGAUGUACACCGCACUGUAUUCUUCUACUCUAAGCGGUCGACUCCCGCUUCAGCUUCCCAGAGAAGCCGAAACAAAAGAAGCGACAUGGCAGAAUAAAAACACAGAGGCUUUAUGCGCUUGCUGAUGACGUGUUGGUUAGGGGCAAAUUCUCCUUGCAGAAAAGCAACUAAGUUUACAAUUCUAGUUCCACAAAACCUUUAAAAGUAUUUGAUGAAUCUGCACCAGUGCAGUGGAAAAAAACUGUCUACGAACAAACUGUCUACUUCUUAGAAUCUAAUCGCCAAGAUUGUACCUGGUCUACAUUAAACCAUUUACAUUUUGGAGUAAAUGGCGUUGAAAAAUCAGUCUUACUAAUUCAAAGUUAUUAUUAUUAUUAUUAUUAUUAUUAUUAUUAUUAUUAUUAUUAUUAUUAUUAUUUUAAAGAGAGAAAUUGAACAUUACAAUUUGACAGUAUCAUUUAGCAAAGAACUCAGUUCUGGAGAAUAACGACAAUCUUAAAUACAAAUACAAUCACUUUCAAAGAGGUUUCCAUGUUUUUAAAUUACAACUGUGAGACACAAUAUACAGGGGGGAAAUACAACUGACUUUAUAAUGUCUGUUACAGUAUUUUUUGUUAAACUAUCAAGUAAAAAAUGUGCUUUUUUAAUACUCUACUUUGAUGUGUGUAUAACAAAUGAUAUAUCUGUCGUAAUGUACUUUUAUUUUACAAUUCCUAUUGUUGCUUUUUCAUGUAUUAUAUUUCAAAAGUUACAUUAUAUAUAUUUGUUUUAUUGAUAUUUUUAACUUGUUUAUUUUAUACUAAAUAUGUGUUUUUGCAGACCUGUAAUACUAUAAAGAAAAUAUAAAGAAAAUAUGAAAAAAACUGUUGUUUUUUAUAAUGUAUAUAAAUUCCAUAUAAACAAA